CUCUCGGGUUACCUGAGCCGGCAACCACGUCAGCGCCACAUCAUCUGGGCUUUUUAUAUUGCAAGGAAACAGGAAAAGAAGGAAGAAAAACAUCGCCCGAGAGAGCCAAUCGCAGGAAGACGGCGCUGCCCGGAGGAGCGGGGCGGGCGGGCGCGCGGGGGAGCGGGCGGCGGGCGGGAGCCAGGCCCGGGCGGGGGCGGGGGCGGCGGGGCCAGAGGAGGCGGCGGGCCGCGCUCCGGCCGGUCUGCGGCGUUGGCCUUGGCUUUGGCUUUGGCGGCGGCGGUGGAGAAGAUGCUGCAGUCCCUGGCCGGCAGCUCGUGCGUGCGCCUGGUGGAGCGGCACCGCUCGGCCUGGUGCUUCGGCUUCCUGGUGCUAGGCUACUUGCUCUACCUGGUCUUCGGCGCAGUGGUCUUCUCCUCGGUGGAGCUGCCCUAUGAGGACCUGCUGCGCCAGGAGCUGCGCAAGCUGAAGCGACGCUUCUUGGAGGAGCACGAGUGCCUGUCUGAGCAGCAGCUGGAGCAGUUCCUGGGCCGGGUGCUGGAGGCCAGCAACUACGGCGUGUCGGUGCUCAGCAACGCCUCGGGCAACUGGAACUGGGACUUCACCUCCGCGCUCUUCUUCGCCAGCACCGUGCUCUCCACCACAGGUUAUGGCCACACCGUGCCCUUGUCAGAUGGGGGUAAGGCCUUCUGCAUCAUCUACUCCGUCAUUGGCAUUCCCUUCACCCUCCUGUUCCUGACGGCUGUGGUCCAGCGCAUCACCGUGCACGUCACCCGCAGGCCGGUCCUCUACUUCCACAUCCGCUGGGGCUUCUCCAAGCAGGUGGUGGCCAUCGUCCACGCUGUGCUCCUUGGGUUUGUCACUGUGUCCUGCUUCUUCUUCAUCCCGGCCGCUGUCUUCUCAGUCCUGGAGGAUGACUGGAACUUCCUGGAAUCCUUUUAUUUUUGUUUUAUUUCCCUGAGCACCAUUGGCCUGGGGGAUUAUGUGCCUGGGGAAGGCUACAAUCAAAAAUUCAGAGAGCUCUAUAAGAUUGGGAUCACGUGUUACCUGCUACUUGGCCUUAUUGCCAUGUUGGUUGUUCUGGAAACCUUCUGUGAACUCCAUGAGCUGAAAAAAUUCAGAAAAAUGUUCUAUGUGAAGAAGGACAAGGACGAGGAUCAAGUGCACAUCAUAGAGCAUGACCAGCUGUCCUUCUCCUCGAUCACAGACCAGGCAGCUGGCAUGAAAGAGGACCAGAAGCAAAAUGAGCCCUUUGUGGCCACCCAGUCAUCUGCCUGCGUGGAUGGCCCUGCAAACCAUUGAGCGUAGGAUUUGUUGCAUUAUCCUAGAGCACCAGGGUCAGGGUGCAAGGAAGAGGCUUAAGUAUGUUCAUUUUUAUCAGAAUGCAAAAGCGAAAAUUAUGUCACUUUAAGAAAUAGCUACUGUUUGCAAUGUCUUAUUAAAAAACAACAAAAAAAGACAAAUGGAACAAAGAAGCUGUGACCCCAGCAGGAUGUCUAAUAUGUGAGGAAAUGAGAUGUCCACCUAAAAUUCAUAUGUGACAAAAUUAUCUAGACCUUACAUAGGAGGAGAAUACUUGAAGCAGUAUCCUGCUGUGGUUAGAAGCAGAUUUUAUACUUUUAACUGGAAACUUUGGGGUUUGCAUUUAAAUCAUUUAGCUGAUGGCUAAAUAGCAACAUUUAUAUUUAGAAGCAAAAAAAAAAAAACAUAGAGAUGUGUUUUAUAAAUAGGUUUAUGUGUACUGGUUUGCAUGUACCCACCCAAAAUGAUUAUUUUUGUAGAAUCUAAGUUAAACUUACUAUUUAUAAUGCAUAGGUAACCAUUAACUAUGUACAUAUAAAGUAUAAAUAUGUUUAUAUUCUGUACAUAUGGUUUAGGUCACCAGAUCCCAGUGCAGUUCUUAAACCAAGUCUAUAGAUAUUUUGUUUCUUUUGAUUUCUCUUUAUACUAAAGAAUCCAGAGUUGCUACAAUAAAAUAAGGGGAAUAAUAAACUUGAGAGUGAAUAACCAUAGUAUUCUGCUGCAAUAAAUGUUUCUACCCUCUUGGGAUA
Molecule: messenger RNA, 2051 nt
Organism: Pan troglodytes (chimpanzee)
Lineage: Eukaryota; Metazoa; Chordata; Mammalia; Primates; Hominidae
Gene: KCNK1
Product: potassium two pore domain channel subfamily K member 1
Exons: 3
Coding region: 292-1302 (336 amino acids)
Biological process (GO): stabilization of membrane potential; potassium ion transmembrane transport
Cellular component (GO): plasma membrane
Molecular function (GO): outward rectifier potassium channel activity; potassium ion leak channel activity
Source: RefSeq, a predicted model, not a curated record